AGAACCACCACGUAAACUCCGCAAAGUAUAAUUCUAUGACGUAGCACAUUUACAAAUCUUUCAGAAUCUAAACUUUUUUAUAUAAACAAUAAGAAAACUUCAAUUCAAAGAUGCAGAAGUGUAAGGGGCUAUUGUGCGCGGCGCUCAUCUUUUGCGCCGCUCUAUCAGAGACUAUUGGAUUAGUCAUUGCGGCUAAAGAGAAGCGAGGCUGGACUCUUAACAGCGCUGGCUACCUCCUCGGUCCCCAUGGCAUAGACAGCCACAGGACCCUUAGUGACCGCCAUGGCCUGGCAGGGAAGAGAGACAUGCCUGUAGAUGAGGACUUCAAAACAGGUGCCUUAAGACUAGCAGACGAGGAUGUAAUACACACCAUCAUUGACUUCUUAUCAUACCUGAAACUUAAAGAACUCGGUGCCCUGGACACCCUGCCUUCCUCUCUUGCCUCAGAGGAGAUGCCGUAGCUUGGUGUGACUCCACCCCUCAAAUCUCUUCUGCAGUUCUCUCCCCCUCCCUCCCUCC
Hypomesus transpacificus is the source of this 519-nucleotide messenger RNA. It is a transcript of the gene gal, whose product is annotated as galanin/GMAP prepropeptide. The transcript has 6 exons. Gene Ontology annotation, cellular component: extracellular region. Gene Ontology annotation, molecular function: hormone activity. NCBI's taxonomy places the organism in Eukaryota, Metazoa, Chordata, Actinopteri, Osmeriformes, Osmeridae. The record is from RefSeq and is a predicted model, not a curated record. Bases 111 to 461 code for a protein of 116 amino acids.